GGCGCUGUCGGCGGGGCGGGGAGGGCGGGCUGCGAUGAGGACCGGGCCGUGGCGGUGACCAGAGCUGCCGCCCGACAUGAACUCGCUGGAACAGGCGGAAGAUCUCAAGGCAUUCGAAAGAAGACUUACUGAAUAUAUUCAUUGCUUGCAACCUGCCACUGGACGUUGGAGAAUGCUUCUUAUAGUGGUGUCUGUCUGUACAGCUACUGGUGCCUGGAACUGGCUAAUAGAUCCUGAGACACAAAAGGUGUCCUUCUUCACGUCAUUAUGGAACCAUCCGUUUUUCACUAUUAGCUGUAUAACUCUAAUAGGCUUGUUCUUUGCUGGAAUACACAAAAGAGUAGUCGCACCAUCAAUGUAUCCUUUCCCACGAGUUGAGUUUUUUAUCAUAACUAAGCUGAAGAACCUUCCCUGGUUCCUAAGCGGUGUUAGAAGCUAUGUGUUAAUCACAUCCCAUCCCUGCGGAUUCAAUACCUGAGAUUUGUCUUGACUCAUGAUUUUAGAGGUUUCAGACCAUGAUUGGCUGGUCCAGUUGUGUUUUGACUGUGGUAAGGCGGCCCGUCAUGGCAUAGAGCAUGGCGUGGAGUGUAGCAUAAAACAAAGCCACUCAUCCCAUGGUGGCAGGAGACAGUGAAGGGUUCAGGAAUAAACUAUGCUUUUCAAAGUCACCCCUCAGUGGCCUGUAUCCUCUGACUGAGUCCCACUCCCCUGGCUAUGAAUGUGCCGUGGUUUACACCAUUGAUGACAUUUGUCCCUCUGUUAUUCAGUUACUUCAAUAUGCCAAUGGCUCGGGACCAACCCUUUAACACUUGAGCCUUUGGGAGCAACAUAUCAUGGCUAAACCAUAACAGACGCCUGACUUGCAUUGUGAAUUUUCCUUUGACCACGUUGGUUCAGUAUAGCUGCUCGAUGUCGAACGGUAUUAGCAGAAUACAAUAUGUCCUGUGAUGACGUAAGUAGUUUUCGGUAGAAUAAGUAGACCUGUAGCCAGGUAUUAUUGCUGACAUCUAUACUCUCUACCUUUGGAAGGCAAGGGGAUUGCUUCAAGUUCAAGGCCACCCUGAUUUACAUAGCGAAACUCUUUCAAAGAAACAAAAAUGGGGAGGGAGUACUGACAUGUUUGGUUUUAUGAAAGCAGACCUCUGGGUCCUUUAGGUCUGGAUGGUGGCCCACACCUGUAACCUCAGGACUCAGGAACUGAGGCAGAAGAGCCAAGAGUGAAGGCAGAGCCUGAGCUGGUAAAAUGCUUAACAUCUGUUAAGCCUUAGGUUUGCUCUUCAGCACCACAGGAAACCAGGUAUGAUGGUGGACACCUUUGAUCCCAGCACUUGAGAGGUGGAAGCAGGAAGAUCAAAGUUGAAGGCUCUUUUUAGCAGUAUACAAAUAUGGGGCUAGCCUGAAGAUAAAAAAUACUGACUGAGAAAAGCAGGAAAGGGGUUAAGACGUGCCUGGGUCUUAACCAUAGCAAUGCCCUGUCUGAACAAAACAAGACUAUACCUGAAAUCUUUUAGUCUGUCUUGUUGGCACACACCUUUGACCCCAGCACUCAGGAGACAGAGACAAGCUUGCUUUACAUUAUAAGUUCCUGAAACAAAAUAUCUUUCAAAGUCUCUCCCCUUGGUGGCCUGUAUCCUCUGACUAGGCCCCAGCUGCUGUGGCUAUGAAUGCACUAGUGAUUUGCUCCGUUGAUGACGUUGUCCCCAUUACUCAGUUACUUUAACAUGCUACUGGCUGGGAGCCAAGCCUUUAACACUUGAGCCUUUUAGGACAACUACAGGUAGUGGUGCCAGACAAAGUAGUUGGAUCGACAGUUGAAUCUUUUUUAUUUUUAUUAUUAUUUUUUUUUAAUUUUGAGGCAGGGUUUUGGUUUGUAGCCUAGGCUGGCCUGGAAUUCACUGUUAUUGAAGCUGGUCUCAAACCUGUAUGUCUCGUUUGUGCCUUAGUUUCCUGAUUAAUCAUGUUUUUACAUUUUGUUGUGUAUUCUUACUAGCUUUUAGUAAAGGAACAUGUUAACCCAACAUUAGGAUUUAAGAGUCACUAAUUAUUGGCCAUUAACCACAUGCAAAGUCCCAGGCUCAUUUCUCUACCCAAAUUAUCUCAGUUGAAAUCUUUGCUAUGUCUAGUUGCAUAAUGCUUGCGUUGUAAAUUAACCCCCUAUCUAACAUAGAGUUGUUUUGCCAUCCUUCAUACUGUGUGUGUGUUUGUUUCCCACUGGAAUUAAAUUGCACUGUGGUAGAA
Molecule: messenger RNA, 2238 nt
Organism: Mus caroli (Ryukyu mouse)
Lineage: Eukaryota; Metazoa; Chordata; Mammalia; Rodentia; Muridae
Source: RefSeq, a predicted model, not a curated record